UUCCGUGUUUGCCGUUCGUAUUUUUGCCACCCAAAUCCAACAAUGCCCUGUCGGCUACUUGCGCGGAAAAAUUCACAAACCCCAAAUGCAUUAUUUUCAAUAAAGAAUUAAGCAAAGAAAAGUAAACAUUGAGACCUCCUAAGUCCAAGGUCUUUGUUGCCGCUGCUACCAUUGUUUUCUUUCCUUUCUGUUUGCUUUCUCUGAUCCCUCGUUUUGAGGGAAUUUAAGAGAGGGAUUAAUUAAUGGAGAGCAUAGCAUUAUGGCAAGGUUUGACAGUUUGUGGAAUUGUUUCAUGGAUUUUUAUAUCGUCAUGUCUUAAUGUCACUCAAAAACUUAGAAAUUUGGUCCAACCUUGGGUUUCUCACCAUGUCAUCACUGGAACUCCUAUCAUUCUCCAGAUCCAGAAAUACCAGCAUGGAUUUUUGGAUGCUUUAUUCUCUGGAUUGUCCUGUGUUGUUUCUGUGCCUUUCUACACUGCUUUUCUUCCUUUGCUCUUCUGGAGUGGACAUGGCAAAUUGGCUAGGCAAAUGACCCUAUUAAUGGCGUUCUGUGAUUAUGCAGGAAACUGCAUCAAGGAUGUGGUAUCAGCUCCUAGACCCAGUUGUCCUCCUGUUAAGAGAAUGACUGCCACGAAAGAUGAGGAGGAGAAUGCUUUGGAAUAUGGAUUGCCUUCUUCCCACACUCUUAACACAAUUUGUUUAUCUGGAUACCUAUUGCACUAUGUCCUAUCCUAUACCCAAAAUCAAGAUGCCUCCUUGAAAUUUGCGGGAUUUGCCAUCUUUUGCUUGAUUGUCUGCCUCACUGGUUUGGGAAGAAUUUACCUCGGAAUGCACAGUGUAAUCGAUAUCACAGCUGGUCUUGCCAUUGGUUUUGCAAUCCUUGCAUUUUGGCUAUCUGUCCAUGAUUAUGUCGACAGUUUCAUAGUCUCAGGACAAAAUGUUAUGACCUUCUGGGGGGUCCUAAGUUUUUUAUUGCUGUUUGCUUAUCCGACUCCAGAACUUCCAACUCCAAGCUUUGAGUUCCAUGCAGCCUUCACUGGUGUUGCAUUUGGAAUAGUGGCUGGCGUCCAGCAAACCUACCACCAGUUCCACCAUGAAGCAGUGCCGCACAUAUUUACACCGCAACUCACCAUCCCAGCUUUUUUUGGAAGAGUGCUCGUGGGCUUGCCAACAAUACUCGUAGUGAAGUACUGCAGCAAGGCCCUGGCUAAAUGGAUCCUUCCUGUCGUCUCAAACACCUUGGGCAUCCCUAUAAAAUCAACCAGCUACAUCCCCAAGCUAAAUGGAUCGGUUACUGGGAAGAAAUCGGAAAAGAAUAAGCCGACAGGUUAUGCUAUGAAGCUUUUCUUCUUCUCAUCUCAGGACACAUUUGACGUGGACACAGGUAUUAGAUUCCUCCAAUACGCGGGCCUCGCUUGGUCCGUGGUGGAUCUUGUUCCCUCUCUCUUCUCGUAUCUGAGGUUGUAAAUUUGUAAUGAUCCUUGUUAUUGUUGUGCGUGUCAUUAUAGGCAUAUGGUCAAAAACGUGUUCUAACGAGAAUGUAACAUAUCUUGUUCUUGUAUAUGAUGGUAUAAUUUUUGUCA
Populus nigra (black poplar) is the source of this 1582-nucleotide messenger RNA. RefSeq names its product lipid phosphate phosphatase delta-like. Gene Ontology annotation, molecular function: sphingosine-1-phosphate phosphatase activity. The record is from RefSeq and is a predicted model, not a curated record. Lineage: Eukaryota; Viridiplantae; Streptophyta; Magnoliopsida; Malpighiales; Salicaceae. Gene Ontology annotation, cellular component: endoplasmic reticulum membrane. The transcript is spliced from 8 exons. Bases 243 to 1466 code for a protein of 407 amino acids.